CCCCACCGGCUGACAUGGUCUGCUUGGUCGUCAAAACCCUGUAACCCCUCUCCACAAAUCUCUUCCUGCGUAGUUUAUAGUGUGUUUUUGGGUCGUACUGCUAGCAAUAAAGCCAAAGACAAAUUUGUCUCUCAAGAACCCUUGACCAAAUUACUGCUUUCAAUCUUAUUUUCCAAGUUUUGACAGAUUUUGGGUCGCCUAUCUGUUUGCCUUGGUGGGGUCUCCUUGAUCAGUUUGUUUUAUUUUUAUUUUUUUAUUACAAAUGGCGUUUGUGGUCCUCCUUUCAUCCCCUGACCUUGAGUUCUCAUCGUCAUUCUUAAGCUAGAGUUGCCCCUUACUGGUUAUUAGGCUUCAAAAACCCUAAUUGAUCUCUCUUGUUAAGCGGGUUUGUUUGAUACGGACGCCUUUUGAUGUCUGUGAUAAUAAAGAUUCUCCGUAAAGCCAAGGUGAUGUGGUAAAGGGGGGUUUUUGAACUCCACUAAGGCUCUUCUAAAUGGCUACAAAUAAUCCUAUUUUUGUAGCUUGGGAGGAGCACAUUAUAAGCCACGAGCGUGGAAACCGCGUGGUUCACUUUUACUUGAAAGAUGUACAAGGGAAAUUAGUCCUUGCAGUUGUUGGAACUGAGAGGAGUAUAAGGCACAUGUUCUAUGUAGUUUCGGAUGACUUGGUGCAGGCAUUUGGGUCCCAGAGAUUCAUCAAUGCAUCCACAAAAUGGCGAGCUAGGCGAGAUGUUGUAGACUGGUUGUCAUCCUUGGUCUCGAGGCAUCAGCCUCCAUUAAAUAUGCAGAUGGAUGACUCAAUAGGGGAGUUAAGAUCUCUUGAAGAAUUAACUACUGAAUUCGGCGCAUAUCAAAACUCUAUGCCAGAUCAGAUGGUUUUGAGGAAACUGAAAGUCCAAAAUUCUGAGAUUGAGUGGUCUGGUGUGGCUUGGAUCUGUGCAAAACAGCUUAAGCACUACCCAGCAUUUCAGAGGAAUGGAACUACCAUAAAUGUUCACUCCUUUGUAUAUAUCAUGGCUGAAGAACAAGGACAUUAUGUUGGAUACUUAGAGGAUAUGUAUGAAGAUAAGAAGGGGCAUAAGAAGGUGAAAGUGCGGUGGUUUCACCACAAUCAGGAAGUUAAGGGCAUAAUUUCUCAGCUGAAUCCACACCCUCGAGAAGUUCUCAUCACUCCUCAUGUCCAAGUGAUCAGCGCAGAGUGUGUUGAUGGUCUGGCAACAGUCUUGACUCCUAGUCAUUAUGAGAAAUGCGUUGUUCCAGACACUUCACCUUGUGGAGUCCAUAUGUGCUUUAGGCAGUUGAAGAACAACAAGGUUAAGACCUUCUCUCUUGCUAAAUUGCGGGGAUACUCAAAUCAGGCAAUCCUCUCUUCUGUAGAUGCUUCAGUUGCUUCCAAGCCUAUAGUCAAGGAACAUAAUUCCAAUGAGGAACUCAUGGAAGAAUUGGCCCAUGACAAUCCUGUCAGGAUGAGUGCUAAGAGAAUUAAAAGUUGCAACAGACAAGUGAAACUUAGAAGUGGCUGCAUAAAUAAUUCGCUAUCUGGGAACCAGAUAAUGAAAGGUGAACCGGCGUACCCGAAGUUGACAUUAAAAAUUUCAAGGAAAACAAUGGGGACUAGGUUAGUUAUUCCCAAGUCACAAUGCCUUUCGUCUUUCAAAGUAGGGGAGAAGAUAGAACUGCUCUGCCAAGAUAGUGGCAUUCGAGGCUGCUGGUUUAGGUGUAAUGUGUUGCAGGUAUCUAUGAAGCGUUUGAAAGUUCAAUAUGACGAUGUGAAGGAUGCUGGGACAUCAGGCAGUCUGGAGGAAUGGGUCCCUGCAUCUAGGGAGGCUGCUCCUGAUAAACUAGGCAUGAGAUGCCCUGGCCGUCUGAGGAUUCGGCCACAGUCUCCUAAGGACUCUUCGAACUGUGUUUUUGAGAUUGGAGCAGCUGUAGAUGCAUGGUGGAAUGAUGGAUGGUGGGAAGGUGUUGUAACUAGAACUGACAUCUACAAGAAUGAUAACCUGCAAAUUUACCUACCUGGCGAGAACAAGUUCCUACCCAUUCAGAGGAAGCAUCUUAGGACUUCCAGGGACUGGGUUGGUGACAGAUGGGUUGAUAUAAAGGCAAAGCCAGAUAUAAUCUCGCAUUUAUCUUCUAAUAAUAGCAAUAGCACAAAACUGCCAAUGCUCUCAGCUAAAACAAAGGCAUCUGGGUAUGGUGGUGCUGCAUCUGGGGAGUGCGGAUUAAUCAGAACUUCCAAACUUGAAGCUGUUGAAGAUGACAAACUGGAGCUGCUUGGUUCCACUGCAUCUGGGGGUUGCAAAGUUAUCAGAACUUUCAAACUCGAAGCUGUAGAAGAAGAUAAACUGGAACUGCUUGGUUCCACUGCAUCUGGAGAGUGCGAAGUAAUCCGAACUUCCGAACUUGAAGCUGUUGAAGAAGACAAACUGGAGCUGCAUGGUUUUGCUGCAUCUGUUGGGUGCGAAGUUAUCAGAACUUCCAAACAUGAAGCUAUUGAAGAAGAUAAACCAGAACUGCUUGGUUCCCCUGCAUCUAAUGACUUGGAGAAUGUGAAGGAAGUCAAUAUGCAAGAGCUGGCUCAUGAUAAUUUAAAAAGCAUGGUUGGAGCUGAUGCUUGUCCAGAUAACAAGGAUGAUGAAAAUGAUGGUUAUCAAGGGAGGAAAGAAAAGGAAGAUGAGAAUGCUAGCAACAAUGCUGAACAGGUUUUGGUGAGUGCACUUGAACUCGGCAAUUUAAAGAACUGAAGUUGGGGAAGGCAGGUAUUAGUGGCCUCGCCUGAGAUUAUACAGUUAGAAAGAGUAAGAGGGGAAUCAGGUGAGGUUUUUUUUUUUUUUUGGUUAACCGUAAAAUUUAAGGCAGUUCCAUAUGAUCUUCUUUUUUUUGUAUAUAAGAUAUAGGAAUUGGCAUAGGAGUAUGCAAAAAGGAUAAUUUUGAAGCUUCUUAACUGCAGAAGACUUGGUAGGAUAUAUAGCAAGGUUUAAGCUUUAGUGGGUUUAAAUCAAUUUGAAACGAUUAGCUUUAUUUCAGUCGGAUGGUGACUGGGUUCACUCCCACAACUGGGAGUUAUUUUGUGUGGAACUGUCUUUUGGAAAGCUUAGCCUUUGUGUUUUACAGUAUAUAGCUGUUUAAUGGGAAGGUUAUAAUCUAUAAAGCUUAUUUCUAUA
This is a messenger RNA of Tripterygium wilfordii, 3163 nucleotides long. RefSeq lists its product as uncharacterized. Gene Ontology annotation, molecular function: chromatin binding. The record is from RefSeq and is a predicted model, not a curated record. Bases 494 to 2743 code for a protein of 749 amino acids. Lineage: Eukaryota; Viridiplantae; Streptophyta; Magnoliopsida; Celastrales; Celastraceae. The transcript has 7 exons.